UUUGCUGUAGUUACGCAAGAGGUUUGCUUUCCUAUAGCUACACACAUGGAAAACAUGCUACCUCGCACUAUCUCAAGGACGAAGUUUCUAUAUUGCAGAUAUAGUGAACGUCUCGCUAAAUUGACGGAACACUCCUCUUUAUUGUCGGAAGUCGCUAGUCGUUGCUGAAGCAGGACGCUGUCUACCCGUUUGUCGUUUUGACCAUUGGACAUUGAACUCUGCAGUGCCCCUGGCACAGCGUUUCUAUUGUCGUUAUAUUUUGCUUGUGGCCGUCAGUUAUUUGUGAUAUGUGGAGAGCCAAGAGCAGUAGGUAACGUCAGACGCUUCGUUGCGGCCUGGCUCUCUUCUACCAUAGAUCUGUAGCGUAAUGUGCCCACUCGCAUUGAGAGAACAAACCUACUGAAGAAGCGAGCCACCCGUUAACCGUAACGGUGGUCAUUUGAGCAGGCAAACGGCAACGUUAAAAGUUAGCGGCAAAGAUUUUCUCUCUUCAAGUGUAUUGGGUUGCUCUUCCACGCCCAAAAUUCUUUAACAACUUUGUUCUUUCGACAGCAAAAUGUUGGAUGGGGUUGUUUUGACCAAAUUGACAGACAUAGCGCAAAGACAUAGAAUGUGAAUGGGUAAGUUCCAUUAGUGAGGGGAUUUAAGAUGAAUAUGUUUUGAGAUUAAUUAACGAUAGAGCAAAAGUAAAAACGGUUUGAAUCUGAUGCUGUGCUGCUGUUGAGAACUUGUUUAAUAGCUGCUGCAGCAGCAACGGCAGCUACUAGCAACGUCAACAGAAAAAAAAAGCUGACAGAUUGACGCAUCGCUUAUUACUUGAUCGUCAGCUGCUGCUUGAUGUGUGUGAUGCGCAAGUGAAUCCCAAUGCGGUGGUAACGACUGCCGUAUCAACUGUAUGGCGCUUUUACGAGCGCCGACCAACGAUGCGAUGACGGUGUGUGAGAGACUCUGCGAAGUAAGGACGAAAAAACUCAUUUCGAGAGAUUUAAAUCCUGUGGAAUAGUUUGUUUGUUGAUGUAAAGACGUCUGCCUGUGUGUUGUAGCAAUUUCGCUAACGCUUUCUACGAAACUGCAACCAUGUUACUAUUUUUAGCCCGAAUAGGCAAAUUGGAGAAGUACUAUUAGUUCAAGUGCAAGGAAACGGCUUGUAAGGAGUCCAUGGAGUUAGUAAGUUGAUGAUUAAUAGUGGUUCGUAGAAGCCGAUGAAACCUAAUUGUAAAAUUAGUUUACUUAAGAAGCUAGCAAUACAACAAGCAUGAUAAGGGCUAGUAUUAUAUUUGACUUUCUCUAUUAUAAUAGUAAUACUUAUUAUAUUAAAAUUGCUUCAAGGUACGACAACCGUCCACUGUGAUCACAGUCCCCAAUGCUCAUGUGAUAGUACGAAAAGUCUAUAAUGACAGUCGAUAUAUGAUGUCAUGGUGAGAUUUUACGUGGUGACCAAAUGCGUUAUAGAUUACUACUCAGGGAUAUUUUGUGCCGGUACUGUAAUUGUAUCACUCUAGAGAUGCAGUAGAUCGUACUUGUGUGGUUAUUGACGUCAUGUUUGAGUUUCAAAGCUUGGAUGAUUUGGUCAGUUAAUAUGAAUAAUAGAUUGAACGAGUCAUGAGGCCAUAAAACCAGAUGCAUACGUGUUUGAUAUUUACCGGCAUUAUUUGUGUGCGGCAGAGGAGGUUCGAAAUGGCAAAGGUAAUAGUAUACAAUUGAAUUAUUUUAAUUUGUUCAGUAUCGAAUGUACUAAUACUUUAUCGCAGUUACAAAAUUUUGUAGCUACGGUUACCAGCUUUGUUAAAACUUCGAGUAUGAUCACUACAAUCAUCAAUAACACUAUGUUCUGUGUUAAUGGCUUAUAUUGGGAUAGAAGAAUCGUUUGUUUGUAGAAAGCAGUGAAGAAAAUUAUUUUUAUUCGGGCUCAAAUUAGACGAUUUCGUGAUGUCCACGGUGAUAGAUACAGGCACUUGUCGAAUUUAAGACGCUUUAGUGAUUUCAACACAUCAUGUCUAAAGGCAAAAGUGUUCAUAUCUUUCUGCUUCAAUAAACGCUUUUUAUAGUUUUUGCUGAAUUAUUACCCGGAUAAAUAUCAAAUGCAACAAUAUAAGAAGUACAUAUCUAAACAAAUUCUAGCUGAUAUUGCGUACUGGGUAUGCCAUUGCAAAAAAGCAUUUAUAUCAAUCAACUUAAAAAAGCAUCUUCAGUCAGCGUAUGUAAAACCGACGUCGUACUCUAUAUACAUGUAAUUAAAUGUCAGAAAAUUAAAAUAAUUUUUUGGAAUUAUAGGCGUAAGUCGCGUGAUCACCACCUUAUCUAAUGGGUCCUCCCAAAUUUUGAACGUAUUUGUAUAGAUAAUUGCAUUAACUGUAACCGAUCCGAUUUUGUGCCGCAAUACAUGAAUAGAAUUACGUGCAUAUAAUCGUCCGAAGUUUUAUUGCAGUUUCAGUGGCUUAUAAUAGUACGUGCAAUAAUGGGACGUUUCCGAUUGGCCUUCAUCACACAAGACAUUAACUAAUUAUAUAGCUUGUAUUAAGAGGAAUUUGCUGAUAAAUUAAAUCUUGCUUGCGCGAAUCUCUAACGGAUCGUUUUGCAUGUUUCCGUCAGCGCACUUCUUCUUUUCCGCUAUUGAAAAUCUUUCAUAAAUAUGAAUUUAGCUAUGCGUGGUGUAAUCUGUUUGACCUUUAAUUUAGUUGUAAGUUUACGUAUAGUUUUUUCAUUUUUCUAUGCUGAAAUAUGAAAUAAACUCAAGUUAUCACUUUUUUCGUCGAUACAUGCCCAUAAAUAAGCGUAUCGCAUAUACCUGCUACCCAAGGGGUGGCUUUGUGCAAAUCUGAUUGCGUAUAGCUUCAAUAGGUUUUUUUAAUUAUCUUUGUUUGUAGAGUUCUAUGUAUGAUGAACUGAUGAACACGUUCCAUGAUUACUAGUUUAUAUGGAUUUUAUUUUUAAAAAUUAAUUAGGUCGUAUGUGUGAACGUGUAGUCACCUGAACGGAUGUCAUUGUUUUAAUGCGGUAUAUUUGAGGAGAUUUCAAGCAUACGUUUAAUCUGGCUAUAAUCAUACAUAACGUAACAUAGAUCAAUUGCUUUGCGGUACUUUAUACAGUAAUGGCGAAAUAUCGUAACGGGAGCCUGGUCGGUGCACGCAUGCAACAUAAUACUAAAGGUACCAUUACACCCACUUCACCCUUGGCUUCUGUUACCACCUGCAAUUUGUUGUUUUCCUAUCCAUCGAGACUGACAUGGUACUCAUCAAAACGAAACGGUCCGUUAAAUGCUGACUUAGGAGCGGAACUACAAAAUCAAGCAGCCUCUUUGUUGCGUACUCCGCCGAAGUUUGGUAAAAUUCCAAAUUUUCCACCGAAGGCCUCUUCAACGCCAACAGGCGCUAUUUUGAAACACCGUCGGCGGCAAAGCAGUGAAGUGGCUUUGUGCACUGCAAGUGGCUUACAAGUACUGUCACCGAUCCGACCACCGGAACUUAAGAAAUCGCGCUUAAAUUUCGACAAGCAUUACACCUUGAUUGGGUAUGAGCAUAGAGCCAGUUCAACUAACGACAUUCAACUGAAUGGAGAUGGUGUCCCAUGCGGAGCGUCUCAGGUCGUUUUAAAGGACUUUGCGGAAGCGGAUCUUUUGGGUGAAUUUCGUAACGACUCAAAAUUGAAUGGGCGCAACGAGGCAAGGGUUGUUCUAGUUCGACUCGAAGAAUCUACGAGUAAAAAGUCGUCUCUGGUACCCCAACGUCGUGAUCUCCAAAGCAGAAAAAGGGCCGAAGUCGGAUGGAGGAAAGCGAAAGUAAAGGAAGAAUCCGUUGAUACCUCGGAAUUGAUAACAACUAGUGUUAACGGAAAAGACUUGAAUGCCACUAGAAUUCAGUCUUGUCGACGAAUGAAAUUGCUGUUCUCACAAACGCGCGACAUUAGUGGAGACGACAAGGAAAUGCCGACAGCUCAGCGGAGGACAAAACAAAUUAGGAAGGCUAUGCGCUGCUCGAGACAAGCAAACGCCACUGCCCCGGAUAAGAAACAGCUAGUAAAGCCAGAACGACAUGAACAACUGCAAGAGGUCCAAGAAAACCAGAACAAGCCUUCAAGAGCAAGUAAAACGUUUUCUGUAACUGGCCCGCUGUUGCCAAUCCGUAGAAAAACCGACCACAAACCACCGUUACCAGAUGCGGUGGCGAAUAGCGGUGUAGUGCAUAGAACAGGUCAGACUCAGGAUUUACGCUUACCAUCGGAAUCGAACGGUGAAGAUUUUUCGAAACAUAGUCUGCAGCGGACAAUUCCGUUCAUCAGGGAGCGCAAUGAAACCCAACGCACUCAAAAUCGAUCAGGUCAAACCGUAACAGGAGCGCAAAAAGAUAAAAAUGACACAUUAGUGAAAAACAACGGUGUUUUCAACUCUGGUACGCGUAACAACGUAUCGUUGCUAAAGAGUUGCAGGGCUUCUCGGAAGCCACAAUCAACGCCAAAAGCAGAAAAGACACAGACGCCAGCUACAGGUCUCACAAGACAGGCCCAUGUUCGCCUCGUUGAUAUACUCCAGGUCCGUCCGAAGUCCGCACUUGUUUCAAAGACAAAACCUUCUUCAAAACCAGCUACGGCAAACAACUGUAAACCCACAAACAGUACGGUUGAGAAAAAAAUCAAAAAAGAAGACGAAAUCAACAUGAUUCGUCUACCGCUACAAAUGCCAGCCGUUCCUCAACAUGAGUUGAAGUACUGGACCAAAUACGAGUUAAAACAUGUCAGUGUGUCUGUUGUACGUCUGCCACUAUAGCAAGAACGUGCAGUCAGACUUUACCGUAUAUCUCAUUCUUCCGCGGGAAAUUAUUUUCUACGCUGCCGAUGUAAAUUUAAUGUGAAGCUACGUUAAAGAACCUGCGUACAGGGAAUGCGAGUCUACUAGACGUAGUUUAGUAAAAAAGAGCCGCACGCGGAAGCAAGUAGAGACUAGAUUCUAACGAAAUAUUAAAUGAUCGAGUGCAUACAGGUGAAUGUCUACCUCGUCUCUGGAUACUUACGAGUGAUUGCUAGAUGAAUGUAUGUGUAUUUUUGUUAUUUCCCGUACGAAUAUGGAAGCUUACGUGUAGACAUUCGCCUGUCCUAUAAAUACUGGAUAGUACACGUACACACACUACUGAAAAGUCGAACAGUUAAGGACAACUACUAUCUCCUCAUCGCUUUUUUCUGUAAAAUGUAUGCAGAUGAUCUUUUCCUGCUGUAGAAAUGGUAGUCACAUAUAUUGGAACGUGUUUAGGAACAAAGUUUGCUUCCGACGGGCGCGUCACAUAUGCCCUUAGCAACCUUUGUCUUUGUCGGAUCAUUAUAAAGAUGCCACUAAUUUUUGUAAAAGCGCUGCUGUUUUAUACCUGACCGCUGCGAGUGAGGGAGUGAAACGCGACAUAAUGAGUGUUUCAAGGGGCUUUUAAAUAAGUUUCCAAUAUACCUGUAAUUUGUAGGGAGCAAAUUCGAAGCGUAUAUUUCUGAAUAACUUGUACAACGGAUAAGGUUACGUUUGUAAAGUUGAGUGAGAAUGAUUGCUUCAAUUUAAACCUAAGGUCUGAAACAUCCUUUUUUCAGGAUCCUUUUCUUGUCAUAACCGAAAUACAUAAGAUGUUAGCAAUUUUGUUGAGAAGAGCGAAAUGCAUUUUGGUGCGUCAGCUUUAGGUUCACAGAGUGUCUGUAUCUCCCAGUAACCAACACGUGCUUACACCAUCAAGCGUUCUCAAAUCUUCUCUCUAUUGUACUAAUUUUCUCUAUUGUACUUUUUUUUUUAAAAAGUGGACUCAGUUGUUUUAUUUUUUUUGGCAGAGUUUCCAACAAAAUUCCGCUGUGUAUACAACGACCUUUCGGGACCCCUCGUCCUUUUUGGGGUUACCUAAUUUUGCGACAGCCUAUAUCUUAACCUAUAAUUUUCGCAAGUUAGUUUUCCUUCCGAACAAAAACACUUCACUCAAAUUAGCUUUUAAAGUACAUUAUACUGACUACUCUAUAUAGUUUUAGGUUACACGUUUUGCCUUUUCUAACAUUAGUAUACAUGAUAUUAUUAACUUAAAAGCCAAACUAGCGAACUCCUAUAAGUAUAUUUAUGGAACUUGAUGGUUUUAAGCUGUGUAUGACCUAAGUUGACUAUUUUUAUCUCCAAUCUUAAUGUUGGUUUAAUUCAAAUCUAAACCUGCCCGUAACCAAGUAAGUCGGUCAAUCCCAUGCAUAACUACAAGCAGUUGGCGGUCAAAAUCCAUCAAAUAUGUCACCUGUCGUAUCUGUGUAGAGAUAUGUAUACUUAUCUUCAGAACAAGCUCAACGAGAAAUUCAUUGAUUAGAUUCGAUUAAACGCUACGUUAGAAAACAUUGUUACAUGGAGGCUUCAACUAAGUUAUUCAACUAAGUGUUGGAGAUAAUGCAAACGAUAUCAUAAGUCCACGUGCAAUAUUUAGUUACCUGCUAAACUUCCAUUCAAAACUUUUUGUACAUACAUUUAAUCCGCAUUGAUUAGUCAGAGGACUUAUAGUGAAAAGCAUACGAUUCCAAAUUUACUUGUAACGAACACAGUAAUAGAGGUUUUGCUUAAACUAUAUAACUACGUGUAUAUAUUGGAAUGGACAGAGGAAUCCACAGAUAUGAAUAGGGGUUGGUAAAAAACGAAGUUAAAGCAACCCGUUACGAAUAUGUCACAGUAUGUUCACAGAAAACAAACGGAUAAAGCAUAACAGUAACAUCCUUACAAUAUACAAUAUACAAAAAUACAAAUUAUUGUAAAGAUGCUGCUAGCAACGUAAUAUAUAUGACGGUAAAGUGAGUACAUAAAAGCUUCGUCGAGAUCUACAAAUAAUUUAUAAUAAGUAUCUCUCUUUUUAAGCUAUGCAAGAUACUCUAUACUACGUCAGUAGUCGGACUAUCUUAGCUGAAAUUUAUGUACGGUGAAUAAAUAAAUACACAAGAAUAUAAACUGCUACUUUA
Varroa destructor (honeybee mite) is the source of this 6945-nucleotide messenger RNA. RefSeq lists its product as uncharacterized. The record is from RefSeq and is a predicted model, not a curated record. NCBI's taxonomy places the organism in Eukaryota, Metazoa, Arthropoda, Arachnida, Mesostigmata, Varroidae.